AGUUGAAUUCUUUCUUGUUGACCGUGUUGUAUAACCAGUAUUUCGUAGCCUGAGAAGUGAUUACAUCAUCGCACCCACUUAACCCCCCUCAAUCCCUCGCUUUUUGACACAUUCCCCUCGGUUCAUCCCAACCUGCUCACAAUCAUCAUUAUCUCAUCCAAUCCACACUGGCAAUCUGAACUACCUAAUAAAAACUUCUGAAAAUGACUGCCUCCAUAGCACAAGCUACCAAAACCAUCGUCGCUACAGGCACAUCGUCAGGGUUGGGCUUUGAACUCAUCAAACAACUCCUCAGCUCUCCCACUUCCCUCAGCCCCUCUACCACUCACCUCAACCUUGUCCUCGGAGCCCGCGACACCAACCGUACCGGUCAAGCCUACAAUGCGCUCUCGUACCCCAAGACUGAUCACAUUCUGUCUAUCCUUCCCCUCGAGCUUUCCAGUCUAAAGUCAACCGCCUCAUUCGCCAAUGCAACACUCGAGCGUCUCGGCCCUGACGGAAAGAUCGAUUACCUGCUCCUCAACGCUGCGGUCUCUGACGGGACAGACAAGCCCGCGAAGGAGUCCAAGUCUGGGCUUUGUGAGGCAUUUGUGGUUAAUCAUCUUUCCCAGCAUUACCUCCUUCACUUGCUCGAGAAGAAACUGAUUGAUUCCUCUACGAGAAUCAUUUUUGUUUCCUCGGGCGCCAUCCGUCGGGUUACUGACCCCUCGACGUUGGAGAAGGACUUGAAAGUUGAGUCUGGGGUGGAAGCCAACGACACGUACUCUCAGACAAAAUUCUUGAACUUGUUGAGUGCGCAGUGGUGGCGGAGGAGGCUGGAGGAGAAGUGUAGGGUUGUUGCAGUUUCUCCGGGGCUGAUUCCUAACACUGGAAUUGGGAGGGGCUCGGGAAUGAAGUUGAGUAUGGAUAUGCCUGAUGCGAAGAGCGUGGAGCAUGGGGCAAAGAGCAUUCUGGCUGCGUUCACGAGGGAUGAUUUCCCGAAGGAUAGGGAGCAGCUGUUUUUGACGAGCUGGGGGGAGUGGUGGGAGAAGGGGGUGUAUGAGAAGGUGUUGGAUAAGGGGUUGCAGGAUAAGUGGUGCUGGUCAAAGGAGGAGAUUGAGAAGAGGGAGGGGUUGAACUAGGUUCACUCCAGCCUACUUCUGGCUCUUCUUCAUUCACAGUUUCACUAUAGACAAUGCAAC
This is a messenger RNA of Podospora pseudopauciseta, 1181 nucleotides long. RefSeq lists its product as uncharacterized. Bases 204 to 1121 code for a protein of 305 amino acids. The record is from RefSeq and is a predicted model, not a curated record. The transcript has 3 exons. NCBI's taxonomy places the organism in Eukaryota, Fungi, Ascomycota, Sordariomycetes, Sordariales, Podosporaceae.